Messenger RNA from Cynara cardunculus var. scolymus (artichoke), 1157 nucleotides. Its product is annotated as transcription factor bHLH62-like. Gene Ontology annotation, cellular component: nucleus. The record is from RefSeq and is a predicted model, not a curated record. Lineage: Eukaryota; Viridiplantae; Streptophyta; Magnoliopsida; Asterales; Asteraceae. The transcript is spliced from 5 exons. The coding region runs from base 283 to 948 and encodes 221 amino acids. Gene Ontology annotation, biological process: regulation of DNA-templated transcription. Gene Ontology annotation, molecular function: protein dimerization activity; DNA-binding transcription factor activity.
UUGUAAGCAAGUGUCAAAUCAACUCGCAGAACAUUUUUGAAGGACGGAGAUGGUAAGAGCAAAAAUCGAACACGCAACGAUCACAGUUGUUGCCUGUUGGAUUUCGCCUGAAAUGAAGUUGAUUUGAACACCGUCGGUUUGGUGGUCCCGUCCACCGCCGUUAAUGGUUAUGGAACCCAUUCGUCCUUGUUCCACCCAAUCUCUCUCUAUAAAUCUCUCCUGAAAUACACUCAUCCUCCUUUACCACAUUCACGGUGGCUUCAAUCGUCGGAGAUCCUCAUAAUGCCGGAAAUCUUACAGAUCUUACACCAAUCUCCACCCUCACGCCAUCAAAUGCCUCCUCACCUUCAACGAGGUCUAGUAAACGUUGAAUCUCAGUUUAACUGGUUGAUUGAUUCCGCUUUUCCCUCUCCUGGUAUCUUUGACGUAACCGAUCAUUUUCAGUGGAGUGAGUUCGACGGAAGUCCUUUCACGGACUUGUCGAGUUCGUCCAUUGAUGAAUUAUCGAAGGUAACCGCCAUCAAUGAUCAGAAUCAGAGCGCGAAGAAGAGAAAACUCGAGUUUGAUGUCGUCGAAGUGAAGGCUGAAAAGCACAUAGAUGAACUUGAAGGUGAUUCAAAACCAAAGAUCGAUCCAAAGGCCGAUUACAUUCAUGUUAGAGCUCGUCGUGGACAGGCCACUGAUAGCCACAGCUUAGCCGAAAGAGCACGAAGGGAGAAAAUAAAAAAGAAAAUGCAAGAUUUGCAAGAUUUGGUGCCAGGGUGCAACAAAAUCACCAACAAGGCUGCCAUUCUUGAUGAAAUCAUUACUUAUGUUCAAUGCCUUCAAAGGGAAGUUGAGUUUCUAACCAUGAAACUUGCUGCUUCAACUACAAGUGUGGACUUCAACUCAUUGCCUGAACAGCAGCAGCCAGACGCCAGUGGCGGUGAACUCAGCUUGCCAGCAUGAAGGUCGAGGCAAGAUUAGGAGGAGCUAGUAAUAGCGUAGGCCGUUAUGUUGAAAAGCAUAGGAAUUUCGGUAAAUGGACCAAAUACCCUGUUUUUUUAUUACCAGGCUAUGUUCAUCAUUUGGAGAGUUCGGUACUUCAUCCAUCCUUCUUUCUCAUGGUUUCCUCAAACAUUGUUUCAUGAUUUAUUGCAACAACUUCUGUUUUCUUG